Hyposmocoma kahamanoa is the source of this 1580-nucleotide messenger RNA. RefSeq lists its product as uncharacterized. The coding region runs from base 105 to 1556 and encodes 483 amino acids. NCBI's taxonomy places the organism in Eukaryota, Metazoa, Arthropoda, Insecta, Lepidoptera, Cosmopterigidae. Gene Ontology annotation, molecular function: nucleic acid binding. Gene Ontology annotation, biological process: DNA integration. The transcript has a single exon. The record is from RefSeq and is a predicted model, not a curated record.
AACGUAACUUGCCGAAAAUUGUCAAUAACCGUCUAGUGCGUUGGGCUUUAAUCAUUGGAGGGUAUGACUACGAUAUAGUUUUUACAAAAGGGCAUCUAAAUUUUAUGGCUGAUUUUCUUUCUAGGAUGCCCAAUCCAGAAGAUAAACCGUCUAAUGCAGAAUUGACAGUACACAGAGUGGUAGCUCAGUUGCAGCAUGAAAGAGUUUCGGAUAUUGCGUUAACAGAGGACAGUGUACGAGGCGCGACAAGGAAGGACCCUUUGCUUAAACAGGUAUCAGAGUACAUUAAGACCGGCUGGCGUGAAAAUUUUUAUUCAGAUGACUUAAAGCCCUAUGCUCGGAAGCGCACUGAGUUGUCCAUUGAAAAUAAGAUAUUAAUGUGGCAAGGUCGAAUAGUAAUACCGAACACCCUGAGAAAGGCCACCUUGGAAUAUCUGCAUACAGGACACCCAGGCAUAUCCGCAAUGAGAGCGCUAGCACGUUUUUACGUAUGGUGGCCGUCCAUUGACGAUGACAUUGAGGAGUACAUUAAACGUUGUCGCAAAUGCCAAGAGAAUCGGCCGAACAACGCUGAAUUGCCUAUAUACUCGUGGUCCGUUCCUGACAACCCGUGGGAAAGGCUACACAUUGAUUUUGCAGGCCCGUUCGAGGGAAAAUAUUGGUUUGUCUUAGCAGAUGCGCUUUCGAAAUGGGUCGAAAUUAAACCCAUGAACCAGAUAACCACUUCUAAACUGUGUGAAGAGUUAGAUUCCAUUUUCACCACCUUCGGCUUCCCUCAAUUCUUGGUUUCUGACAAUGGACCACAGUUUACUUCUCAGGAAUUUCAAGACUAUUGUAGAGACAAGGGUAUUCUACACAUAAAAUCAUCCCCGUACCAUCCCCGGACUAACGGUUUGGCUGAACGUCUGGUUCGCACUUUCAAAUCCAGGCUAUCAUCAAGUGCCAGUGACCAUCUCACCUUGAAAAGACGACUAGAAAAUUUCCUUUUUUCCUACCGCAUAACACCUCAUUCCACCACCGGUAAGAGCCCAGGACAACUUAUGUUCGGACGUCAGCUGCUUUGUAUUUUGGAUAACGCACGCCCUAACUCUAAAAAGGCCCUGCAGCAUAGGCAGAUACAGGCUAAUAUAAAUUCAGAAAAUUUAACACCAUGUUUUAGAUCGGGGGACAGCGUGUUUGUCCGAGCCCGGGAUGGGUCACGAUGGGAACCUGCUACCAUAUCCAGACGUACGCAUAGAUACUCGUACACCGUAGACACAGCCAAUGGGGUAGAAAGGAGAUAUCAUGCUGAUCAAGUGCGUUCCCGCUUAGCCGACCAUAUCAGUCCAGUUUCUACUGAUGGCUCUCAGGCCACACACGACCCGCAUCAUAUAAACACCAGUGAGGUGGAACCCCUUGCAAGUUCGUCAGGAACGCAGAACUCAGCUACCACCCCAAUGCGGCCAUGCGCUGCUACUACGCAUUCGCCACCUACCACGGCGUCCCUACAGCAAGCAUCAAAGCGCCAUGAGCGCACCAUCAGGCGACCUCGGCGGCUUAUCGAGGAGAUGUUGUAAAUUGUAGGGAUGGACGAAUGUUAU